AUGGGUUCGGUAUCAGUCGCAAGCUUCAAUGCACCGACGGACGAGCGGCAAGAUGUAGGCGCAACCAACAUCGUCGCUGUCGAUUACCCACCAACAAUCAAUACGGCAUCGAUAGACGCCAUAGCAGUCGCCAGAUCUAUCGUGGCGGAGUUCAACGAAAUCAUCAAGUCGAAGGAUUAUAAGGCAUUGGGUGAUCUCUUCCUUGAUGAUUCCUACUGGCGGGACCAUCUGUGCCUUUCCUGGGACUUUCACACACUGAAAGGUCGGAAUAGGAUUUCAAGCUUUCUGGAAACAGCGACAAAAGCCCCGCAUAUCGAUAUUGACGAAACAGAGGCUCAUCGAUCGCCUCAAGUCGCUAAUGUUGAUGUUUACGGGCACGUCAAAUGCGUCACUACGUUCCUCAAAGUAACCACUGAUGUGGGCUCCGGGCAAGGAGUGCUAAGGCUGACAAAGAGGAAUGAAGACUGGAAAAUACUUACUCUAUUCACAACCUUGCAGAAACUGGAUGGACAUGAAGAACCGCGAGGGUCGCGACGGCCGACAGGCCAUGAGGGCGGCCGCAACGGCAAGAAUUGGCACGAAACUAGGACUGAUGAUCGGACUUACCACGAAAAAGAGCCCACAGUCUUGGUAAUCGGCGCUGGACAAGGCGGACUCACGGUUGCUGCUCGUCUGAAGAUGCUUGGCGUCAAUACAUUGGUUGUCGACCGCGAGGGGCGAGUGGGUGAUAAUUGGCGCAACAGAUACAGACGCCUUGUCCUCCAUGACCCCGUCUGGUUCGAUCACCUCCCCUAUAUGAAAUUCCCCGAUUACUGGCCCGUCUUCACUCCCAAAGAUAAACUAGCCGAAUGGUUUGAAUCGUACGUCAGUACACUCGAGCUGAAUGUCUGGACUCAGACAGAGCUCGUUUCAUCUUCUUGGGACGAGGGCAAAGGGCAGUGGACUGUCACCCUGGAGCGGCAAAGUAAUGGGGAAAAGGCAACGCACACGUUCCAUCCACGUCAUAUUAUCCAAGCGACAGGACAUUCGGGAAAAAAGAAUUUCCCAACCAUUAAGGGCGCCGAAUCUUUCAAAGGCCGCUUGUGCCACAGUUCUGAGUUUCCUGGUGCUACACCAGAUUCUCAUGGGAAACAUGCAAUUGUCGUCGGCUGUUGCAACUCAGGGCACGAUAUCGCUCAAGACCUGUAUGAACACGGCUAUCACACUACGAUGGUCCAGCGUUCCAGCACAUGCGUUGUAUCUUCAGAGUCGAUUACUGAUAUUGCUCUGAAGGGACUCUAUUCGGAAGGAAGUGUUCCAGUUGAUGAUGCCGAUGUCUUGAUGUGGAGCUUGCCAAGUGAGUUGGCUAAGAGGCAGCAAAUUCAGGUCUGCGAUCUGCAAAACGACAACGACCGCAAAACCCUCGAGGGCCUCCAGAGUGUAGGUUUCCGAGUGGACAAAGGGCCAAAUGGCGCCGGUCUUUUCUACAAGUAUUUACAGCGCGGCGGUGGCUACUACAUUGACGUUGGGUGCAGUCAGCUCAUCAUCGAUGGGAAGAUAAAGAUCAAGCAAGGACAAGAGGUCGAAGAGGUUCUGCCUCAUGGGUUAAAAUUUACUGAUGGCUCUCAGCUCGAGGCUGAUGAGAUCAUCUUUGCUACCGGGUAUGAAAACAUGAGGACGCAAGCCAGGAUCAUAUUUGGCGACAACGUUGCUGACCGUCUGAAUGACGUGUGGGGAUUCGACGAAGAAGGGGAGUUCCGCACGAUCUGGCGUCGAAGCGGCCAUCCUGGGUUCUGGUUCAUGGGCGGAAAUUUGGCACUGUCGCGAUACUAUUCACUCCUUUUGGCAUUGCAGAUCAAGGCGUUGGAGGAAGGCCUAGCAACCUACGGAAGCACGUCUUGA
Messenger RNA from Neoarthrinium moseri, 1881 nucleotides. RefSeq lists its product as uncharacterized. The transcript has 3 exons. Lineage: Eukaryota; Fungi; Ascomycota; Sordariomycetes; Amphisphaeriales; Apiosporaceae. Gene Ontology annotation, molecular function: monooxygenase activity; flavin adenine dinucleotide binding. The coding region runs from base 1 to 1881 and encodes 626 amino acids. The record is from RefSeq and is a predicted model, not a curated record.